Molecule: messenger RNA, 3962 nt
Organism: Phodopus roborovskii (desert hamster)
Lineage: Eukaryota; Metazoa; Chordata; Mammalia; Rodentia; Cricetidae
Gene: Il7r
Product: interleukin 7 receptor
Exons: 8
Coding region: 126-1511 (461 amino acids)
Biological process (GO): cytokine-mediated signaling pathway; hemopoiesis; positive regulation of receptor signaling pathway via JAK-STAT
Cellular component (GO): external side of plasma membrane; membrane
Molecular function (GO): cytokine receptor activity; protein binding
Source: RefSeq, a predicted model, not a curated record
UUGUCUUCUGUGAUGUGUUCAUAGUUCCCUGUCUGUGGUUAAGUAGACACAGAGCUGGGUUAAGUCUCCCUCUCUCAUUCAUUUGCACACACACACACACAAGAGUGCUUCUCUCUUCUCUCAGAAUGAUGGUUCUGGGUAGAGCUUUUGCUACGGUUUUCUGUUUACUUCAAGCUGUUUCUGGAGAAAGUGGCAAUGCACAGAACGGAGACCUAGAAGAUGCAGAACCUGAUGAUUAUUCCUUCUGGUGCUAUAGCCAGUUGGAAGUGGAUGGAAGUCAGCAUUCACUGACUUGUGCCUUUGAUGACCCAGACACCAAUAGCACCAAUCUGGAAUUACAAAUAUGUGAUGCUCUUAUAGAGAUAAAUUGUCUAACUCUUAAUAAGCUACAAAAGACGUAUUUUAUAAAGACAGGAAAAUUCCUACUGAUUGGUAGCAGCAAAAUAUGUGUGAAACUUGGAAAGAAGAAUUUAACUUGCAAAAGUAUGGAAAUAGCCAAGAUAGUUAAACCUGAGGCUCCUUUUGGCCUAGAAGUAGUCUAUCGAAAAGAAGCAAAUGACUUUUUGGUGACAUUUAAUACAUCUCACUCAAAAAAGAAGUAUUUAAAACAUUUAAUGCAUGACAUGGCCUACCGCCCAGAAAAGGGUGAAAAUAACUGGACGCAUGUAAAUUUAUUGAAUACAAGAACAACAAUCCUAGAACGAAAGCUACAACCCAAAGCAGUAUAUGAAAUCAAAGUCCGAUCCAUCCCCAGUACCAGAUAUUUUAAAGGCUUUUGGAGUGAAUGGAGUCCAAGUUCUACCUUCAAAAUCCCAGAGCCCUGGAGUCUAGGCGGAUGGAGUCUUGUUAUGCCAAGUAUCAGCAUUCUGAGUUUUUUCUCUGUUGUUUUGUUGGUCAUCUUAACUUGUGUGCUAUGGAAAAAAAGGAUUAAACCCAUUGUAUGGCCCAGUCUCCCUGAUCAUAAGAAAACUCUGGAACAACUGUGCAAGAAACCACAAAAGAAUCUGAAUGUGAGUUUCAAUCCUGAAAGUUUUCUAGACUGUCAGAUUCAUGAGGUGAAUGGCAUUCAAUCCAGGGAGGAAGUAGAAAGCUUUCUGGAAAAUGUCCAUCCUCCACAACCUGAUCAUCCACCUGAGGAGCUGGAGAAGCAUGGACAUGGAACAGCUGUGCAUAGCCCAAACUGGCUAUCUGAGAUAUCAGUCAGCACACCAGACACUAUCAGAAGAGACUCAUCCCUAAGAUUCCUGGGCAGGAAUCCGAGUGCAUGCGUUACCCCUACAUUCCCUUCUUCUGGGUCCUCUGACUACAGAGGUGGUGACAGAAAUGGACUCCAUGUGUAUCAAGACUUGCUGCCAAGCCCUGGAAACACAAAUGUCACCCUGCCUCAACCAUUUCCUCUCCAGUCAGGAAUCCUGAUACCAGUUUCUCAGAGACGGCCCACCCCCACUUCCUCAGUACUGAAUCAAGAAGAAGCAUAUGUCACCAUGUCUAGUUUUUACCAAAACAAAUGAAUUAGGAGAAAGCUAAGACCCUUCCAUCACAAACAGAAUACUCACUGGGAUGGGAAGUCUCAAAGGCCUACUCUUUCUCACAGGUCACAAAAGAUAAAGUCAAUGAAACCUUGCUAAGCAUCAUCAGCAUUCUGAGAAAUCAUUUUGAUCUCCUAACUCAGAAACAUUUGCAUAAAACAGGAAGAAACAUGUUCUCCCUUGCUGGUUCAGUCCUAAGAGUUCAGAUGACCCAAUUAGAAAACAUGACCAAAACUCAAAUUAAAUGAAGAGUAAUGGGAAGAUACAAGAGUGUGAUGAAUGCAAGAAGAAAGAAAAGAGGAAAAGAAGACUAACAGUGGCAGUUCUAUCAUUAGGAUUUAUUAUAUACACAGGACUCUACACAAAUGGUCUCAUUUCUUCCUCACAAUAAUACGGCAAUGUGGGUUCAUCCCCUAUAAUUUUUAUACUCUUUGAGAUAGAUGCUGAAGUUGAGAGUAAAGAUUUUAAGUAGUCUAAGUUUUCCUUUCAGCAGCAGGUAAGGCAUGUAUUCUAACUGCAGCCUUCCCUUGCCAUGAACCUGUCCUAUUCUUGAGUGCCAAACACCACCACUAAGUGGGUGAUUAUAUAGUAAUUAUCCAAACUGAGCCACUGUGGAAAUGGGAAGUCAUAGCUAAGUAAAAGUAAUCAUAAACUGGAUCUAUCUCAGAACAAUGUGGACGUGUGGACACCUUAAUUAAAGUGACCACAAGGAAGUAGACAACAAAAUAUGUUUAUGGAUGUGAAGUACCAAGACUGUGCAUCAAAGGAAGUGGGAGAAAGAUGAGAGCCACCAUGCUCAUUUGGUUUCCUUUGUUUAUUUUUGAAUAACAAACUCAAGAAGAAAUAAGGUAGAAGCCAAGACGUUCCAGGGUCAACUAUCAAGACCAUUAUCUUCCUGCUGCUAUUAUCUAUCUGCCUCCACAUGAUCAUAGAAGGAGCUACUGACAAUCUGCAACAGUGUGACAUUUAACCAGGAAUAGCCCACCUAAGUGUGCAGAUACUGUUACAAACUACCCCAAGUCCUGCAGCCUUGGAUGUCGCCUGAACUACAGGGAGGAGCGAUGAACACUUUAGUGACUCCUCCAACAGAGACUUUGCUCAUGAAAGCACAAAGAAGAUGGGUAAGUUGCUCAAAUUCAAAUGUUAAUUCAUGACUGCAAGCCACAACUUUGUAUCUCUGGUGUGAAUGGCCAAUCUCCUGAAGCAAGCAUGAAGUAACUGAAGGACAGACACCAUUGGGUUCCUUAGCACUAAAUUCCUGUGUUUCAGUGUUGACAUUGGCUAUUUGAAUUUGGUGUGUCUGUCUGGUUAUGUAUUAAAUCCAUGUAUUAUAUUCAUAUAACCACAACUGCUGAUAGUUCUUAAUUAUAUAAUCAAGAACAGCAUGUAAUGUAACAUUUUUGAUUAGAUCUGCCAAUUUCACUCUUGGAUUUCAUAGGGGAAAAUCAAAACUUUUGGUCAGAGAUAAUAUGCAAAACAGAGAGCUGUCGAUUGCUAAUUCCAAGUAAUGUGAAAUAUAAAUAUUGAAAAUGUGGUCAAUCAACUAUGCUUAGAUCCAGAGAAUCUCUGGUUAGGGCUUAUUUUCUAUAAGCCCUUGCCUCUGUCUCCAUUGAGGUGUCUGUCGUCCUUGGGAAUUUGUGCCUUCAAAUCCAAUUAUGGGAUAUUUCAGAUUUGUAUACUUGUGCUUUUCAGAGCUAAGAUUUGGAACUGUCAAAAAUUCUAAGAAUAUGUAGUAGGGAAGCUGGAAUACAGCUCAGGUGAUAUUUUUCAAGGGCUCAGCAGUUUUUCUAUAGUGUUCUUUAAAAUAUUCGGCAUCCACUACAGUGAAGUUGUUUGAGUUGACUGCACUUUUCAAAUGCAUUAUUACUAGCCUGCAGAGCUGUUACAUAGAUAAAGGUAUGGUGUGUGCUAUCUAUCAUUUAACAUUUCAUUAAAUGCUAAGGAACUCCAUAUGGCUGUACUGUCUUCUGUUACUGUGACAACUACACAUAAGUAGGUUCCUAUAGGUCAGCACAGGCCUCUGUAGUUACUGAAAGCAUUCUUAGUCAUUUAAUGGGGUAGGGUUUCCAGAGAUAUGCUUUUUGUUUGUUUUUUGUUGUUGUUGUUUUUGUUUUGUUUUUAGCUUUAUUUUUAUUGUGUGUGGGGAGGAUGGCAGAGGGCACCAACAUGUCACAAUUAAUGUGUGGAGCUCAGGACAGUUUGUGGAAAAUUCUCUCUCCUACUUUUAAAUGUGUUCUGGGGGGCUCAGAGUCUGGUCUCCAGGCUUCACACAUUGCAUCUAAUAUCCUCUUCUUCAGGUUUCUAAUUGACAGUUGUCCCGACUUCUGCUUUGAGUCCUCCAAGAUUGUAAUCAAUUUAAUAAUUAACUAAUAGAAAUUUGUUAAGAAGCUAUACUGUAUUACUUUUACACUGUGCUAGCCACUAAAUGAUGGA